Brassica napus (rape) is the source of this 1331-nucleotide messenger RNA. RefSeq lists its product as uncharacterized. The transcript has 2 exons. The coding region runs from base 81 to 848 and encodes 255 amino acids. Gene Ontology annotation, molecular function: ubiquitin binding; polyubiquitin modification-dependent protein binding; proteasome binding. Gene Ontology annotation, biological process: proteasome-mediated ubiquitin-dependent protein catabolic process. NCBI's taxonomy places the organism in Eukaryota, Viridiplantae, Streptophyta, Magnoliopsida, Brassicales, Brassicaceae. Gene Ontology annotation, cellular component: cytosol; nucleoplasm. The record is from RefSeq and is a predicted model, not a curated record.
AUACAUUACGCAUUGUAAAAUCACAAUACUUUUGUUUCCCAUAAACAUACCAAAAACAUAAAGCCUUUUUAUUUGUAAAUAUGAUUGUGACAAUAGUCUCAUACACCCAAGAAUUCACCAUGGAAAUCAACGAACAAGAACCUGUGUUGGACAUUAAGAAACGUUUAGAACAGUUCCUUCAGAUCCCAACAUCAUCUUUAACACUCUUUGUCUCUUGUUGGGAACUCCUCGACGGUCUCGACAUCGAUGAUUACCCAAUCAUCUCACACGGCACCAGAAUCGACCUCACCGUCACUCCCCUUUUCACCUCACCUUCUUUUACCAACCCCGCCGUUAAAAAAUUCCACGUCACCGUCAAGUUCCCAUCAAAACAGUUCUCCAUCGAAAUAGACAAAACCGAAACGGUAAGUAGCUUGAAGGACAAGAUUCACAUCGUGGAGAAUACACCGAUAAAGCGAAUGCAGUUAUACUUCUCUGGAAUCGAGCUGGCUGAUGAUUUUCGAAACCUAAACGAAUAUGGAAUCGGAGAGUUCUCGGAGAUUGUCGUGUUUCUCAAGUCAAUCAAUCGAGCCAAAGACGUUGCCCCGGUGAAGAAACUAUGUUUCUUGGUGCAGACGUCAUCGAGUUUAUUCAACGGCGCAAGUAUCCCUGUCGAGAUUAAGGACUCGUGUACCAUCUCAGAGAUGAGAGAAGGAUUACAAGCUAACAAGACUUUGCCAAGAGACGAGUAUAUAUUCGUACACAAGCAACGGAUUAUGCGAGAGAAUUGUAGUCUUCGGUGGCAUGGUGUUGAAAAUGGCGACACUCUUUUUGUGUUUAAAGGAUCUAUUAGUCGUGGAAGUUACUGAGAUUUCCAUAAUUACGAUUCAUAUUCGAGUUUCUUUGGUAAAAAAAAUCUCCCUCAAGAAUGACAUUAUGCAAUUUUCAUAUAUUGACACAAACGUUACAAUUUUUUUUACUUUUAAUUUUUUAUAAAAUUUUAAAUUUUAAUUUGAAAACAAAAAAUUUCCUUUUGUUAUUAUUUUAUUCGUUGGGAAACAAAAUACACCGAUUAUACUACAUAUCCUGGUUACACACAACUGUAUCAUUACAUUUCAAAAGUUAGGCAAACACAUAAUCUUUUAAAAAUAUAUAUAACUCAUAAUUGUAUAAAUGAUAGUACGACUAAUUAACAUGACUACAUAUCUGGACAUAAUCGAAUAAAUAUAGGGCAAAUCUCCAAAAUAGCACAUUUCUAAGUUUAUAUCACAAAAAUAACACUUCAAAACUAAAAUGACCAAAAUAGCACAUUUCUAAGUUUAUCCUUUGAAAAUUUUAAUUUUUUUAUUUUU